AUUCUCAUCCCUUAGAUCACACUUAAUGCUGGACAGAAUGAAUCAGCUGGGUAUAUAAAGUGUGUGAGUAGAGCAUUACAGAUGCCAAAGCAGCCUUUACCUCAGACCUCCUGCUCACUUUCUGUUGAGAAUAAAAAUACAGCUGACCAUUGCUUAGUGUCCAGGUCAUCAAUCUAGACUUUGUUUGUUAGGGUGGAGCUACAGUCUUUUGCAGUUUGAACAUCCUUUCCCUUCAUUCUGAGCUUAUUUUCUAGGAUAUGGGGGAACAAAAUAAAAUAUUAUCCCGUCCCAUUUUCCGCCGAGAUGUAAGCUGGGAUCCUUUCCCAAACUGGACGCAGCCGAGCCGAAUCUUUGCGCAGGAUUUUGGCCUCCCUCCCUUCCUGGAACCUAGUGAUCUGGACUGGAUAGACUGGUCAAAGAGGAGACUAGCAUCUUUCUCCUGGCCAGGGUACACACAAACUCCCCUUCUGCCUCCAUUUACUGGUCAGCACCCUGCGGCGUUGAACCAAAAGGGUCUGAGACAACUGACAAGUGGAGUGUCAGAGAUCCGAACAGGGCAGGACAGCUGGAAGAUUAACCUGGAUGUCAAUCACUUCUCGCCUGAGGAAAUUACAAUCACCACCAAGGAGGGUUAUUUGCAAAUAUCAGGAAAUCAUGAAGAAAAGCAGGAUGAGCAUGGAUCGGUGUCAAGGUGCUUCACCCGGAAAUACAAGCUUCCGCAGGGGGUGGACUUGCAGCACAUCAGUUCUUCUCUGUCUGGUGAUGGAGUUCUGUCCGUAGAGGCCCCCGCCCCCAGGACAUCCGUCAGCAUCCCAGCGAAUGAGAUUGUCAUACCUGUACAGAUCAGACAGACGCAGGAUGGUGAAAAGUGAGACCAGUAAGCAAGACUUUAAAACUACAAUCAGAUGCAAGUUGUCUGUAGCAACCUUUGUGGUACGGGCAUGAACAAGUUUGUUAUUUCCUGUAACAACCAGCUUGUGUUCCUGCUAUGAGAUACUAAUACUGUAAUGCAUUGUCACCAGUCAAUACACCACAAUACCAUGUCACAAGUACUUCAAAUGCAGACUCAUCAAUAUAACCAAAUAUAUAACUGAACACAUAACUGAAAAUAAGUUAUUCAUUUAGCUUGUCAGCACUUAUAAAAGGAUUAGCAGUACCUUGUAUUCCUAACAACAUACUGUAGUUGUGACCUCACAUGACCUAAGGGACUGUGGAGAUUAUGGCUGACAAUACUGGCCAAGAAUGGACAGUGGACUGGAUUAUUUAUAUCUUAACUGUUUAUUUCUUUAAUGACAAACAGGUACGUAUAUUAAAUUGUGCUUCUGUGUAACAUGGCAAGAUGAUUAAUAAAUAAUUUGGUUGAAAUUUAUUAUUAUGCUUUUGAUGAAGAGAAACACUGCAACUGUGUACUGCUGUGUGUUUGUCCUAAUGGUGUACAUUGCUGUAUUGAAUAUUGUAUUGUACCAGCCUAAUGAGCAUGUCCUGAUAUAUAAUAUUUAACAAAUGUAUUAAACAGCUUCUGCUAUAUAAAUAAAAAAAAACAAAACAAUGUCAUUUUCUC
Messenger RNA from Sander lucioperca (pikeperch), 1561 nucleotides. RefSeq names its product heat shock protein beta-1-like. Gene Ontology annotation, molecular function: protein folding chaperone. Bases 258 to 872 code for a protein of 204 amino acids. Gene Ontology annotation, biological process: response to heat; protein refolding. Lineage: Eukaryota; Metazoa; Chordata; Actinopteri; Perciformes; Percidae. The transcript is spliced from 3 exons. The record is from RefSeq and is a predicted model, not a curated record.